Dibothriocephalus latus is the source of this 342-nucleotide messenger RNA. The record is from the annotation of a GenBank genome assembly. NCBI's taxonomy places the organism in Eukaryota, Metazoa, Platyhelminthes, Cestoda, Diphyllobothriidea, Diphyllobothriidae.
ACAAUUGUGCUGGCGGGUUCGCGCAUACUCGGCCGUGCCUUUGCCAAAGCACUGCAAGAGGAGUACGCGGCGAGUCAACAGGCUGCCAAGGCUCGAGCUAAUGCGCGUGCUAGCGACUCUUCCUCGUCCCGUAGCGGCGACUCAUUCACCAAUACUGUGUCGGGGAUUUCUCUUGAGGAAGCAAAGCAAAUUUUGAACGUCCAGGACAUCCGUAAUGCCGAGGAAGUACAGAAAAAGUUUGAUCAUUUAUUUUCUGCGAAUGCAAAGGCAAAAGGCGGCUCGCUGUAUCUGCAGUCCAAGGUGAGAGUAUGUCAACGUAUCUUGGAGGUUCCACCAGCCUGA